Molecule: messenger RNA, 3148 nt
Organism: Dinoponera quadriceps
Lineage: Eukaryota; Metazoa; Arthropoda; Insecta; Hymenoptera; Formicidae
Product: zinc finger FYVE domain-containing protein 1-like
Exons: 8
Coding region: 435-2501 (688 amino acids)
Molecular function (GO): GTP binding; GTPase activity; metal ion binding
Source: RefSeq, a predicted model, not a curated record
AAGUCCGGAUCUCCAAUAGGUGUGAUGAGUUUGAAGCCGUAAGAAGUUGAUCAAUCACAUUCCUUUAUCGUGACAACCAAUUGUGCUAUUGACGUUUCUGAUUAGCCGCCAUGACAAAAGUUGUGCCUGCUUGCGAUCGGCUCGUAAUUAAUAUGAAUUGACCAUAAGACUCCAGCGUGCGCGGGCUCGCAAUCUCCGUGUUGUCGUUAGCGCAUCAAACCCUAUGGCUGAAAGGCUAUUUUGGCGGUCUCGCAACGAAAACAAAGAGUUGCACGAACGAAGAGAAGUACUCACGGGGUGUCCUUUUGACGGCUCGGACAGGGAUCACAGUUGUGCAAGCAUACAUUAUUCCUCGGCAGCACGGCCGUAUUGUCACGGUUUCGUCCGACAGGGAGGGGUUAGCCAGUUCGUUACAUACACCGACACAGACACACAUGCAUACCAUGAGCGGUACAUCCUGGGAGUCCUGUAAGCUGAAACCGACCGAGCCCGCUAUCAUGGAAAGUUUAAGCAGCAUGAUCCUUAACAUGGAGGCAAACAGUGAGAACCUGUACCCGCCCGACUACAAAAAGUACACCGAAAUGAAUAAUACUUGCACCGAGGGUCUUAAUAAUAACAAGAAUAAUAAUAAUAAAAAUGUUAAGAAGAGUUUCUUACUGCUGGACGCGCAAGAGAAACUGAUGGUUUCCAAUGCUAAGGAGUUUCUACAGAAAUUACACUGCGUCGAUCAGGACGCCAAGGUGAAGGUCGUCUCGAUAUUCGGUAACACGGGCGACGGGAAGAGCCACACGAUGAAUCAGACUUUCUUCAGGGGUAAAGAGAUAUUCAAGACGUCGAACGAACAGGAUUGCUGCACCUUGGGUGUCUGGGCGGCGUUUGAUCCGGAACUGAACGUCAUCUGCUUAGAUACGGAAGGUUUGCAAGGUGUCACAAAUUGCGAGAACGAGCGUAUGAGAUUGUUGCUCAAGGUGCUGGCCGUAUCCGACAUUGUUAUCUACCGGAUUCAGUCGGAGAGAUUGAACAGGGAUUUGUUCACAUUUCUGGGCACCGCGUCGCACGCUUACUGUCAUCACUUCAAGGCUGCCCUGCAGGCGGUGGGACAGGAAGACAGCGCGAUGAAUUCCAUCAGCUCGAUCGUUUCGAGCAAGCUUGGGCCUAGCAUCAUCGUACUGCAUGAAACUAGACACACCAGGCCGUUGACCAACAACGAGCCGGAAACCGCGGAGGACAUCCUGAAAGCUAGAUUCAAGCAGAUGAAGCUCGAGAUCGCGGCUUUCAGCUCGCUCAAGUACGUCGGUCUGCAGACGAUGAACAACGUGACGGACUACAAGCAACUGCGGUCCGCGAUUAAAGCCGAAGUGAGCAACACGGUGGUGCGCUUAGCCAGGAAGCCGCAUCUCGUGUACAACGCACUGAAGAUGCUGAACAGAAAGUUCUCCGGCGAGACGGAGAGUUCCACGAAUAUUCUGUUCCCGAAUCAAUACUUCACCUGUCCCAUCAAGUGUCUGAGCUGCGGUAACAGGUGUGAGAACAGCGUGGGACACAUUCGCGAGGGGAAGCCGCAUAAUAUUAACGCCCGGUGCAGGUACCAGCGGCAGUUCGAGAACAUGGUGUACAUAUGUAGAAAGUGUUACAAGAACGGGAACGAAGUGGAGGUGAGUAAGACGGAGCAAGACGAAGAAAGCUGGUACGGUUUAGCCGUGAGCGCCUGGACGGGCUACACCAUAGAGUGUCCGAAUUGCGGGGAGGUGUACAAAAGCAGGCAGUAUUGGUACGGGAACCGGAAUCCGGAGGAAGUGGCGAUACGCAAGAAGAUCACGCACGUUUGGAAUACGUCGAGUCACGCUGUAGCAUCGAACAAUACCGCGCAACGGGUAAUCGAUGGCGUUUCUUACAUCACCGAGGCUGUCGCGAACGUUUCCCUGCAGCCGACGAAAGCGCUGACCGCUUGGGUCGCGGACCAGGUGGCGCCCGCUUAUUGGCGGCCGAACCAUGAAAUCAAACACUGCCACAACUGCAAGGCCUCGUUCGGGCCGGCGGACGCGAAGCACCAUUGCCGGGACUGCGGGGAAGGCUUUUGCGCGCAGUGCUCGUCGAGGACGAAAAGCGUGCCCGGCAGAAACUGGCACACGCCGGUGCGGGUCUGCGACAAGUGUUACGACAAGGAAACGAGCCACUGCAGCGACGACUUUGCCGAGGCCACCGAGGACGUUAGUAUACGGAAAAUGACCGAACACAUCGCGUCGACCAUCAACGUCGUCGGCAGUGUCUUCAACUAUCCGAAAGCGCUCAUCAAGGAUUCCAUUCGACCGUCGUACUGGAUACCGGACUCGGAGAUCGUUCACUGCUGCCUCUGCGCCAAGAAAUUCUCCGAGAAGCUUCCCCUACAUCACUGCAGAGACUGCGGCCGCGGGGUGUGCCAAGACUGCUCGCCGCAUCGCAAGCCGGUGCCUCACAGAGGAUGGGACAGCCCGGUGCGGGUGUGCGACGCCUGCGUUUAAAAUCAACCAAUCUUCAGCGGAAAAAAGUAGCCCGGUUCUCCCGGACGGGUCCUUACGGAUCUUUACGGAGACGCGGCGGAAACCUUUUUACUACCGAUGCCGAGUAUGCGUACUUCGCAAAGUAAACACACAAAAGCGCGCCGAUGCCGCCGGGUCGUCCUCUUCAGAUUCAUGCAGAAUGAAGUGAAUAUCAAUUAUCUCGACGCGAAUCGCUUUUGCAAGAUGUACAGCAAAUAUUUUGAAUAUUCGAUAUUCACUUUAUUCCGAUCUCGCCCCCGAGUAAACGAGUUAAAAGUAUUCUUAGACUUACGAGACUAUCUUGCAGAGAGCCGUUGAGCUUUUCGAGAAUAUUUUUCAUACGAGAUACGAUAAGGUUUCUCGCAACUUCCUGAUCUUUUUUUUUUUUAAAGCCGUGACACUUUUUUUGAGGGGAGAGGUCCUUUCGAUGCAGAGUGAUUACGGUGCGAAGCGUUUGCGCUUAUAUUACAGCCGAAGCGAUGUUAUUUGAUGUGGGCAGCAAAAGACAGAACAUUUUCGAUCGUAAAAUCGAGGCUCACUCGUGGCGAGCGUUGCGCGGCUACAGUUGCAACUGCGGUUCGUUCAUAUCGCCGAAAACAUCUUAUUUACUUUCGCGUUAAAUUUCGAGC